Molecule: messenger RNA, 957 nt
Organism: Puccinia graminis f. sp. tritici CRL 75-36-700-3
Lineage: Eukaryota; Fungi; Basidiomycota; Pucciniomycetes; Pucciniales; Pucciniaceae
Exons: 1
Coding region: 1-957 (318 amino acids)
Source: RefSeq, a predicted model, not a curated record
AUGGCCCCCUUGAAGAAAAAGAAGGCUAUCCGUGUCCAGGUUCCGACUCUUCGCCCUGCUUCUAAUAAGCCCAUGCCCACGACCUCCGAGCCAGAUCUUACCGCUCCCGCGAUCCCGGCGCUAGAUCUCCCUGUUCACGUCACCCCAGCGCAUGGCCUCCCUUCCCCUCCACACACUCAACCCGAUAGUACUCAUGACAAGCAUCCUGCUCAAGAUGCCGCUGCGUUGGGCACAUCAGACCAAGACACAAACACUUUCGAAGAACUGCCUGGCCCAGAUCCUCGCUUCGCAACCGUCCCUGAAGAGCUCAAAUUUUAUCUCAAGCCGAAUGUUGAAUUGGACGCCAGACCAAGCACCAAGGCCACGCUGCUCAAGAUGAUUCGACACUUCUUCUCGGAGUAUAAGCCUCGGCCCUUAAACUGUCACAAAGGCGUUUUGAUCCGAGCGUUUGAGGAGAAAAUCUCCCCCAUGAUUGCGGAGUAUCUUGCAUUCCAGGCGCAAUGUGAAUCACAGCAUGAGACAGACGAAGACGAAGAAAUGCAGGAUGAAGCACCUCCCAAAGAGGAUUUAUCUGGCAUCAAUCCCAAUAAUGCCAGCAUUUCGGUGGAUUCAAUUAUAGCUAUGAUCAAACGACGCCUGCCCAAGCUCCAGCUCCCCACCGGCUUGAACAAAUCUUCGGCAAUCGGCUUCUUUCACAGAUAUCUCAUGCCGCCCCCACCGGGAGGCUAUCCCUCGCCGUUCACGACUGUCCCGAACCCUCUUCCCAAGCCGUACCAUAAGUAUCUGACUCGAGACGAGUUGCGAUUUGCUAUCCAAUGCCACUGCCCUAAUAUCUACAUCCCUAUAGCCACUGGUAAGCAGGUGCUCCGAAUGCUCUAUGAACAAUUUGUCCAGGACGACGUGGCCGAAGAGGAAGUAUUUGAGGGGUUCCAUUACUAUGUCAUAAUUCCCAAGUGA